This is a messenger RNA of Rubroshorea leprosula, 1402 nucleotides long. The record is from the annotation of a GenBank genome assembly. Lineage: Eukaryota; Viridiplantae; Streptophyta; Magnoliopsida; Malvales; Dipterocarpaceae.
CUCUGUUUUUUUUUUCUUUUGUUCAGUGUCUCCAAUGUAAGGAACACAAAAUUUCGAUAGAUUUCACUUCCUCUUCCACACUCAAACCUAAUGAUAACACUUUUCAAAUACUCUGCCUUCUUCCCCAUUUAUAUUUAGGGCACAUUCUUCUUUCCUCUGCAUCCCUCUCCCUCUUUUCUUCCCUAACUCUGCUUUUGCCCUGUUUCUGUUCUGUUGUGUGUGUUUGUUUUAAGGUAACAGGACUAGAAAAUGGGUGAGAUAUCUUGUCCAAAUGGGAUAAACAAUGGCAAUGGAGUCAAUGGGAAGAGCCAUACACCUUCGGGAUACAGAAAGAGCUGCUGGUAUGAGGAAGAGAUUGAAGAAAACUUGAGAUGGUCUUUUGCUCUUAAUAGUAUAUUGCAUACAGCAGCAACACAGUAUCAGGACAUUGCCCUUUUGGACACAAAACCCUUUGGAAAGGCUUUAGUCAUUGAUGGAAAGCUUCAAAGUGCAGAGGUAGACGAAUUCAUAUACCAUGAAUGUCUUGUUCAUCCACCUCUUCUUCAUCAUCCAAAUCCAAAGACUGUAUUCAUCAUGGGAGGGGGUGAAGGCUCUACUGCAAGAGAAAUUCUGAGGCACUUCAGUGUCGAAAAGUGUGUCAUGUGUGACAUCGAUGAGGAGGUUGUGGAGUUCUGCAAGUCAUACUUGGUUUCCAACAGGGAAGCAUUCUGCGAUCCCAGACUCGAGCUAGUCAUCAACGAUGCUAGAGCAGAGCUGAUCAGCAGAAAAGAGUGCUAUGAUGUGAUCAUCGGAGACCUAGCUGACCCAAUUGAGGGAGGUCCAUGUUACAAACUCUACACCAAAUCCUUCUACGAGUUCACCAUCAAGUCUAGGCUCAAUCCCUGUGGCAUAUUCGUGACACAGGCAGGACCAGCUGGAAUAUUCAGCCACACUGAAGUGUUUUCCUGCAUAUACAACACUUUACGGCAGGUUUUCAAGUACGUUGUGCCGUAUUCAGCUCACAUUCCUUCGUAUGCUGAUACUUGGGGUUGGAUCAUGGCCUCAGAUUCUCCUUUACUCCUGAGUGCUGAAGAAUUAGACCUCAGAAUGAAACAGAGGAUUGAAGGAGAGAACAGAUACCUUGAUGGGAAAACAUUUUCCUCUGCCUCUACGUUGAGCAAGGCUGUUCGAAACACGCUGGAGAAUGAGACCCAUGUGUACACAGAGGGGACAGCAAGGUUCAUAUAUGGGCACGGCAAACACAAUCAAGAAUGAUAAAAGAAUGGGAAUGAAGUCAGCCCCCCAUCUUAAGCACAGUAACAUACAAGACCGCAAAGUGGAUCAAAAUGUCUCUCCUUUUGUGUUUUUCUUUUCUUGUUGCUUGUAAGGAAUGAUAUAAUUCUAAUGAAUGUGUGUUUUUCUU